UCAAAUGAGUGAGGACAGGAUGAUACACAAGGAGCUGAAAUCACGCACUUCAAAGAAACAAAAGGAUGAAAGACACUCAACUCACAAAAGUGGAGUGUUUCCAAGAUAUGUUAUUGCAGUAAACCUGGGAAUUUUAUGCUUUUUAGUCCUGCUAAAAGCCAUGGGCUUAGGAUAUUUGUUUGUGAUGAUGGCAUGGAGAUAUCAGAUGAAGGGAAUAUACUAUCCUGAAGUCAUUCCUGAAGGAGUUUUUCAGUUUUCUUCUUGCUAUGAAAUACAAGAUAAGAAAGAUACAAGUGAAAAAAGUACUUUCUCACCAGAAACUCAAGCUCCCUCAGUUUUACCACCUACUAGAGAGAAAGGCUGUGACAUACAUGAAGGACAAUGGUCCUGCUGUGGAAGAAGCUGCUACUAUUUUUCAACUAAAGAGAAAACAUGGAAAGAGAGUAAGAAGAAAUGCCAGAAACUUCAUUCUAAUCUCAUUAAGAUUGAUGAUGAGGAGGAGCAGAGAUUCAUUCAAUCAAAAAUAAAAUACGAUCACUGGGUUGGUUUACAGAAAAAACCUGACAAAUCCUGGUUGUGGCAGGAUGGCUCAAGUCCUUCUGGGAAACUCAGAAAUUUUCAAGAGACCACCUCUACGUCUGAUGCAGCAUGUGGACGCGUCAAGAAGACAUUGAUCAUUAACGGUGUUUGUACUAAUGUGUUGUAUUACAUUUGUGAAAAGCAUUUAUAAUUGAAGAAUUGCCCUAAUCAGUAUUCAUAUUUUCAUUUU
This is a messenger RNA of Talpa occidentalis (Iberian mole), 769 nucleotides long. RefSeq names its product C-type lectin domain family 7 member A-like. Lineage: Eukaryota; Metazoa; Chordata; Mammalia; Eulipotyphla; Talpidae. The record is from RefSeq and is a predicted model, not a curated record. The transcript has 7 exons. The coding region runs from base 5 to 730 and encodes 241 amino acids.